AAGGAGAAAGAGGAGGAGCCCGGAUCCUUUGACUCCGCCAGAGCCUGGACGCGGGAGGAGGAAAAGGAGACCAGGCUUCCUCCUUCUCUCUCUCCUUCCUCUCUUGCCCUGGCCCCCGAGAGCGCUUAACGGGAUGCCAGUGGGCGACAUGGGGAAGCCACUACUGGGCCACCAGAAUGGAGGCAGCGAGCCAAGCCUGGUCCCAGGAGCCAGUGGCAGGACGAUUGGGGUCCUGGGAAGUGGAGACUUUGCCCGCUCCUUGUCCAUGCGCCUGGUGUGCUCUGGUUUCAAAGUGGUGGUUGGAAGCCGGAACCCCAAACGCAGCGCCAGCCUCUUCCCUUCAGCCGCUGAAGUGACGUUCCAGGCAGACGCUAUCAAGAAGACAGAUAUUAUCUUUGUGGCAGUUUUCAGAGAACAUUACACCACACUCUGCGACCUCAGCGAUGAGCUGUCCGGCAAAAUAUUGGUUGACGUUAGCAACAAUGCGGAAAUAAACCAUCACAAAGAAUCAAAUGCGGAGUACUUGGCAUCACUUUUCCCAGCAUGUACUGUCGUCAAAGGAUUUAAUGUCAUCUCAGCAUGGACCUUACAGUCAGGCGCCAGGGAUGGCAAUAAACAGGUCUUCAUUUGCUGUGACAACAAGGAAGCCAAACAUGCCAUCGGGGAAAUUGCUCAUAUGCUGGGGUUCACACCCGUGGACAUGGGCGCCUUGGUUGCAGCCCGUGAGAUUGAGAACAUCCCCCUCCGCCUCCUCCCUGCUUGGAAGAUCCCUGUCUUCUUGGCGCUGGGUCUCUUUCUCUGCUUCUACACCUACAACUUCAUUCGACAGGUUUUGCACCCGUACAUCCUGGAUAAAAAGAAUAAGUUCUAUAAGAUGCCCGUGGAGGUCGUCAACACCACCCUGCCUUGCGUCGCCUACGUCAUGCUCUCCCUCGUCUACCUGCCUGGAGUGCUGGCGGCUGCCUUCCAGCUCUACCACUGCACCAAGUACAAGCGUUUCCCAGACUGGCUUGACCAAUGGUUGCAACACAGAAAGCAGAUAGGGCUGCUGAGCUUCUUCUGCGCAGCUCUGCAUGCUGUGUACAGCUUGUGCUUACCCAUGCGGCGGUCCCACCGGUACCUGUUACUCAAUGAAGCCGUCAAGCAGGUGGAGAAGAAAGCCGAUGCCUGGGUAGAGGAGGAAGUCUGGAGAAUGGAGGUCUACAUUUCUUUCGGCAUCAUGGCCCUGGGCUUGCUCUCAUUACUUACCAUAACUUCCCUUCCUUCCAUCUCCAACUCUCUCAACUGGAGGGAAUUCAGUUUCAUUCAGUCCAGCCUUGGCUUUGUGGCACUGGUGAUCAGCACUCUCCAUACUUUGACGUACGGCUGGACAAGGGCCUUCGAUGAGAGCCAGUACAAGUUCUACCUGCCUCCUACUUUCACCCUCACACUACUGGUGCCGUGCGUCAUCAUCUUGGCUAAACUUUUCUUCCAUCUUCCAUGUAUGAACGAACGACUGCAGCGCAUCAGGAAAGGGUGGGAAAGGGGCAGGUAUGUCAAAUUCACCUUGCCCAGAGCAUCGGGGGAGUUCUCGAGUGGAGAAAGCAGCAGCAUUGUGUGAUACUUCACCUUCUUUCCAUUCUACUAUUCAAAAAGCACUAUUAAGGUUCUGGGUUUUAUAAGGUGUUUUUUAUUUGUUCGUCUGUUUGUUUGUGUCACUGAGUGGUGGUCUGCUAUCCUAUUUGGGAUAUUUGGAGGUAAGUUACAAAUAUAGCCAAUGGGUGGAUCUGCAAUUAGAAUAGACAGAUAAUUCUCUAGCAAAAAAUAAUAAUAAUUGGUUGCCUUAAAAUCUCAGUGCAAAACUUCAGCUUUGCUAUUUUAAAGCUAGAAAUCAGCACUACUCUGGAAAUAGAAUCUCAUUCAGUGUCAAAUAUGGAUAUAACUUAAGGAUAAUUUUCCCUGUGGUUGUUUGGAUAUCCACCAGCUGGUGGCUUGUCUAAAGGCAGCAAUCCUUUAUGCACUUCUUCAGGAGAAAGUACACUAUACAUAUUUAAUUAUUAUUUAUUAUUAAAAAGCACUUAGGAUUGCGCUGCAAGUGAUGGUUUUUAAUGCACCCAAAUUAGUUUGAAUGAGCAAGGUGGAUGCUGAGUAAAUUUUCUAGCAAACACUUUGGGUUGAAUUCAGCAAGAUUAAUUUUCAGGUAAACAUUUAGGUAAGUAUAUGUAGGACCACAGCCUUGACAGGCCAUUCGGGCAAGCUAAAUCAGUGGUUCUCAACCUGUGGGUCCCCAGAUACUUUGGCCUUCAACACCCAGAAAUCCUAUCAGCUGGUAAACUGGCUGAGAUUUCUGGGAGUUGUAGGCCAAAACUCCUGGGGACCCACAGGUUGAGAACCAUUAACCUAAAUAUCCUCUAGAUCAGUGGUUCUCAACCUGUGGGUCCCCAGAUGUUUUGGCCUUCAACUCCCAGACAUCCAAACAGCUGGUAAACUGACUGGGAUUUCUGGGACCUGGGGACCCACAGGUUGAGAACUACUGCUCUAUAUCAGUGUUUCUCAAAGUAUGCUUCUCCAGGUGUUUUGGGCUUCAGUUCUCAGAAGUCCCAGCCAGCUUCUCAGCUGUUAGGAAUUGUGGGAGCUAAAAUCAAAAACAUCUGGAGCACAGCUUGAGAAACACUGCUCUAGAUAAAGCUCUAGAAAGGAGUUGAUACUUAGUGUAGCGAUAUUCCAGCCUUUCCUUUACAUUCAGCACAUUUACACUUUAUGCUUUACAUGUAAGGGUAGCUGCCACUCUUUUGAUACUACAAAGAGAAAACAUAUGAGAGCUCAUUAGUUAUUCGCAUGUCAACCAAUUAGACAAUAUUGUUUUUUUCAGUGUAGUGUUGUCAGU
Molecule: messenger RNA, 2866 nt
Organism: Anolis sagrei ordinatus
Lineage: Eukaryota; Metazoa; Chordata; Lepidosauria; Squamata; Anolidae
Gene: STEAP3
Product: STEAP3 metalloreductase
Biological process (GO): copper ion import
Cellular component (GO): plasma membrane; endosome
Molecular function (GO): ferric-chelate reductase (NADPH) activity; cupric reductase (NADH) activity
Source: RefSeq, a predicted model, not a curated record